Acipenser ruthenus (sterlet) is the source of this 1962-nucleotide messenger RNA. RefSeq names its product lymphotoxin-alpha-like. The record is from RefSeq and is a predicted model, not a curated record. Gene Ontology annotation, cellular component: membrane. The transcript has 4 exons. The coding region runs from base 98 to 877 and encodes 259 amino acids. NCBI's taxonomy places the organism in Eukaryota, Metazoa, Chordata, Actinopteri, Acipenseriformes, Acipenseridae. Gene Ontology annotation, molecular function: tumor necrosis factor receptor binding. Gene Ontology annotation, biological process: immune response.
ACAAGGCUCAUAACAGAGUAUCCAGUCUCACAAUAAAACGGACUCUUUAAAAAAUAAACAACAACCGAAUAAAAGCAGCCAGUGCACAUAAAUUAAAAUGGAGAAAACGCUAGCUUGUGACUCGUCUCUCGCUCUGGACAUUGAAAACAGGGGUCUCAUAGUGGUGAGAGAAACGUCGAAGAAAUCGGACCGGUGUUGGAAACGGAUUAGCUUGCUUUCUUUUCUGCUCCUGACUGCAGCCACAUUUGUUUUAGCGAUGAUGUACUUUGGCGUUAUACCUUCAAAAAUUGAACAGACAAACACAGUUGCUUCUACAACACCAGAAAGCUUCACAGAGACGGUGAAUGAAAACAUGCCUGCCCAACUGAAACAGGUAUCAGACAAAAAAGAAGCAGGAAAACCAGCAGCACAUUUGAUUGCAGCUGAUUUAUCCAAGGACCGCACUAAGCUGUCCUGGCUCAGCAACGCCAACCAAGCUUUCCUUGAGAAAGGCAUGCGAUUAGAGAAUGAGCAGGAGCUGGUGAUCCCUGCAGAAGGGCUGUACUUCAUUUACGCUCAGGUAGUGUUCAAGGGGAAGGGCUCUUCGGAGGGCAAGGGCGCCUCAGACCUGUCGAACGGCUGCAGCGGCCAUGGCUCCUCCACCAAUAUUCUCUCGCUGUCGGUGGAGAGGUGGUCAGACUCCUAUCCCAAGUACGAGCCAAUCCUGAGCACCUCACGCUCCCUCUGCCUGCAGAAGAACCAGGGGGGUGUGUGGACCGUGCCCCUGUACCAGGGAGCCUUGUUCAAGCUAAAUCAGGGAGACAAGCUGAAAGUGAAAGCCAGCCCCCUCACUUUGAUUAAUGACAGCAAGACCUUUUUUGGGGCUUUUGCGAUUUAGAUCAGAUCUCUUGUCAUAUAUGCUGAGAGAGUGUGAUCAUGGUUUGAAUCCCGCUGGCACUGUGUUUGACUGGGGCGCAGCAUUGGCACUUGAGUUCAGUGCGGUUCAAUCCCCCUUUUCUUGGCUUUAUUUAUUUUAAAAGCAUCUUGAUUAAUGGAUGCACACACAAUGAAUUCCCUUUAACUCAUUUUAACUCAGAAUGCUGUAACUGCAGCCUGUUUUUGUAUGAGCUGAACUCACCGUACUGAUCAAUGACUCUCAUUGCAAUGUUUACACUACUAAAAAGAAAGAGAGCUAUAUUUAUAGAAAAAAAAGCAAAUGUAUUUUUUUUUAAAGAAUUGAUUGUGAAUGUUAUUAUUAUUAUUGUUAUUAUUAUUAUUAUUAUUAUUAUUAUUAUUAUUAUUAUUAUUAUUAUUAUUAUUUUGAUGUUACUAUUUUUGGUUACUCCACAGUAUAAAUUAAUACAGUUAUACUUUUUUAAAAAAAGAAAUAACAUAUAUUAUUUACACUUUGGAGUGAAAAAAAGUAAAAUAUAUUAUUUAUUUUUAACUCAAAUCUACACAUUUCUUUUAACUAACACGAUUUGCUAGUGUUUAUCUGGAGUCGUUGAUCUGGAGUUGUUUCUCUCAAUACAUUCAAAUAUUGAACUUUUGUAGUCUCGCUACUGCCCCCUAUCUACCAAAGCUGUUUACUUCAGGCAAAGAUUCGGAAACAGUUUCACCUCUAGCAGCACAUUGAUUAUAGUAUCAAUCUUAUGGUCGAUUGCUCUGCCUUAAAUCAGUUCUCAGUCCCCAUGGGGAGAAACUUGUAUAUUAAAGGGAAAAAAAAACGAAUUAAAAAAACUAAUUUCAACAUUCCUUAAAUGGAACUUUCAAGUUUCACAUUAAGAUUGGAAAAAAAAAAAAAAAAAACUGUAGUAAACAGCUUUGAGGGGGCAUAGUCUCAUAUUGAGACAAUGUCAAAAAUAUUUUAUAUUAAAAUAUUGUAAGAAAACCAAUACUUGUCUGAUUUUCGGCCUAUUUAAUGUUAUUGUAUUUUAUUUAUUUAUUUAUUAAUUAUUUAUUUAUUUAUGUAUUUAUUUAUUU